UCACUCACGUACUUCACAUGAUCAGUGGUCAAGGCGAGACCUAUUUCAUGCCAAAUACUGGCUUUCACGGGUAUGUAAAAAGACAACCUGUGUUUCUGUUAUUGACAUGCUGACUAACUUGUUAUUUAGGGAGGCUAAUGCCGGUUAAUGCAUUAUCACACCUGCAGUUUGCUGUCUCAUCUCAGCAGAAACGAAACCGAAACUGAACACGUCUUCGAGGAAACUGCGAUCUGUUUUGCUGGUUGUUACUAUUUUGGCUGUGACAAAUUCAGCAAUUGUUUGACAAGAUGAGCUGUGAUAAAGAAAACAUUGGACUUAUUGAAUGCUUCAGGAAUCGACUACGAAGACUUAUUCUCGUCGAACCGCUUCUGGAUCGUUUACACUUUAUAGAGGAUUGUGACAAAGAAUCGAUUAGAGCCAAGUUAAACAACCAGGGCAACUUACAUGCUGCUGACCAACUCUUAAAUACUAUUUUGAAAGGUCCACAGACAGAGGGUUGGUUUAGGCAACUACUGGACGGUCUAGAAACAGUGGGUUGUAAGCAUGCGGCUAACUAUAUCAACAACAACCCACCUACUCCGUCUAUGGAGGUCGAAAAUGACAACUGCAUCAGAAUGAUACAACUUCUUCAACCGACUCUGGAAAUAAUGAAGACGCGAGAUGUUUGCAUGAGCUGUCACUCAAAGGACAUUUUAACCGACGAGGAUCGUGACAAUAUUCUAGCAGAGACUGACAACCUCGGAUCAAUAGGCGGUGCUCGUUUACUGCUCAGAAGAGUGGUAAGGAAUGAAGCGGGGUGGUUUUCCACAUUUCUCAAAGCUUUGACAGACACAGAGCACUUCCCAUUGGUCGAAGAGCUGCAAGGAAAAGAUCUGGUGGAUGAGGAAGGUGAACGUGACACACCUCAUGCUCUUAAAGAUGACAAGGAACUUGCAAAGGAACACCUUAAAACGAACCUGGCCGUGCCUGCCCAAGUGAAGGCCCCUGCCAGCCUUCUGGACUCAUCCUGUGAUAGUAUAUCAGGCAUCCUCUCAAGCGAGUCCCUUGAUGGCACUUUUGAUAGCACAGUGGACCUUUAUACUGAUGACUUUUCCCAGAAUGAGAGUAGCCAUGCCAGCGAGAGCAUGGAUGGUUCCACAUCAGGCAGUGGCGAUGGGGGGGCGGAGGCGGCUGCAGCGGGAGGCCCAGAGGAGGGGGGCAUUGUUCUGAGGGACUAUCAGAUGGAUGUCGCCGGGCCUGCCCUGGAGGGCAAAAACAUCAUCAUCUGCCUCCCAACAGGAAGUGGGAAAACCAGAGUGGCCGUCUAUAUAACGAAGGAACAUCUGGACAGCAGGAAGAGGGGCAACCAGCCAGGGAAAGUUGUGGUGUUGGUGAAUAAGAUUCCUCUGGUAGAACAGCAUUAUUCCACUGAGUUUGGGAGGUUCCUGCGGCACCAGUUCAAAGUGGAGAGGGUGAGCGGAGACUCGCAGAUGAAAAUCUCUUUCCCCGAGAUCUUCAGAAAGAAUGACAUCAUCAUCUGCACGGCACAAAUCCUGGAAAACUCCCUCGCCAAUGCGAAGAAAGUAGACGAGGACGGGAUCUCGCUGUCAGAGAUCACCCUUAUGGUGAUAGAUGAGUGUCACCACACGCAGAAGGGAGGUGUCUACAACCACAUCAUGAUCCGCUACCUGAGGCAGAAGCACCGCAACGACCUGCUGCGGAAGGAACAGAAGGAUCCCCUGGCCAUCCCUCAGGUCCUGGGGCUCACUGCCUCGCCCGGAGUUGGAGGUGCCAAGACCCAGCAGAAGGCCGAGGAGCACAUACUCCGGAUAUGUGCUAACCUGGAUGCUGUUACUAUAAAGACAAAGAACCUAGAAGAAGAGUCUACGUCCCCUUUCAAAAGGAUUGCAAGUGCUGAUAAAAGGAAAGAGGAUCCCUUUGGAGAUGUUAUCAAGGGGAUCAUGGAGCAGAUCCAGACUCAUGCUGGGCUGAACCCACUCUGUGACUUCGGCACCCAAAACUAUGAGCAGUGGGUGGUCCUGACAGAGCAGAAUGCCGCUAAAGAGGAAAACACAAAAGUGCGAGUGUGCGCCGAACACCUCCGCCAGUACAACGAGGCCCUGCACCAGAGCAACACCAUCCGCAUGUCCGACGCUUACCGCUUCCUCGACAAGUACUACAGCGAGGAGGGGAAGAAGAAGUACGACCCCGAUGAGGAGGAGACCAUUGCAAUCACUGACACUGAAAGAUUUCUCUUCACAUUGUUCAAAGACAAGAGAGAGAACCUGCAGGAUUUGGCCAAGCAGCCCAAGUACGAGAACAACAGCCUGUCCAAACUGCGUGAGAACAUCCUGAAGGAGUUCACCACCCGGGCGGAGGCGCGGGGAAUCAUUUUUACCAAGACGCGGCUCAGCGCCAUCGCCCUCAGCCAGUGGAUCCAGGAGAAUCCAAAGUUUGAGGAAUGUGGAGUCCGGGCCAGCCAUCUGAUCGGAGGAGGAGACCAGAGCCUCGUGAAGCCCAUGACCUCCGCCGAGCAAAAGGAUGUCCUGAAAAAGUUUCGUCAGGGGGAGAUAAAUCUGCUCAUUGCAACCACAGUUGCAGAGGAGGGUCUGGACAUAAAGGAGUGUAAUAUAGUUAUCCGCUACUGCCUGGUCACCAAUGAGAUCGCCAUGAUUCAAGCGCGAGGCAGAGGGAGAGCCGAGGAUAGCAGCUACACUCUGGUGGAGGUGGAGGGAUCAGGAGUGGCUGAGCGCGAGAGCGUUAAUGAGUACCGGGAGAAGAUGAUGGAGAAAGCCAUCAUCAAAGUGGGAGGACUACCCAGGGCAGAGUACAACAAGAAGAUAAAAGUCUUCCAGCUCCAAGCCAUCGUGGAGGAGAAUGUGCGCACCAAGAAGAAGAAGCAGAAGGGGAUGCAGAAGGAAGACCCCUCCAAGGUCAGCUUCAGCUGCAGGAGCUGCAACAGGCCAGUCUGUUCAGGAGAGCACAUCAAAGUCAUCGAAGACAUGCACCAUGUCGUCGUCACUCCUGGAUUCCGUGAUCUGUUCAUAGUGCGAGAAAACACUUCACUUCAAGAGAGGCUGCUGGACUAUGAGGCCAAUGGGGUUAUAGCUUGCAAAGAGUGCGGGAAUAAAUGGGGAUCCCUGAUGUUGUACAAAGGGAUUGAGUGCCCCUGUCUUAACAUCAAGAACGCUGUGGUCACACACAACAGCAAAAACAGGGUCUUCAACAAGUGGAGUGAACUGGCCAUUCGGUUUCCAGCCUUUGACUACGCAGAACAUGCAAUGGACUUUGCGAAGCAUGCAAUGGCUGAAAACUCAGAAGAUGAGGAGGACGAGACGAUGUGAUAGUGACUGCGAGACAAUGUUCUUCAUGGCACGACAUGAGAUUUUAAAUUCCUUGUCCUAUUACUUUGGGGGCCACAUACAAAGGCCAUAUCUGUUUACUUCAUACCACUUAUGCCUACACCUAAAGACAACAAACGCACUCUGAUCUAACUACUGAACACACCUUACUAUGACUUUCAACAGGCUACCCAGGGGAGUGGGAUAGAUAUCUCUUGUGUCUCAAAACACUGGCAACGUCAAUGCAAGUGUAACUAGUUGCAUGCAGUUCAGUGAUGAUAAUUCUUCAUCUUCACCCCUCAUCUCAGUGUUCUAUUAAAAAUGCAGUCCGUGAUUCUGGCAAAAGGUUGUUGAUGUUUGAGCCCAACUGUCAAUCAAAUUACACCUCUCUUCCCUGUGCCCAUAAAGCAAUGUGUUGAUUGGCUGUAAAAGUGUAUGGCUUGGUCCCAGCGCCAGGACUGUGUAUGAACACCAGGUUUUUUUUGGAGUCCACACACAGAGCAGACAGCUAAAGGACCACGAGGAGCCAUUUGCUGAAUUUGACAAAAAAAUCUAUUGGGUUAGGAUCGUUGACUUCAACUGUUAUUACUCUCUGAGAUUCAGACUGAUCUGUCCUUGUUAAUUAUGUUAAUAAUCGAAUGGCACACGUCCUGUCUUCUAGGGUAAUCAACAAAGCUCUUGAUAAUAAAUUGUGAUCUAUCCUUGUGUGAUGUA
Clupea harengus (Atlantic herring) is the source of this 4034-nucleotide messenger RNA. RefSeq names its product interferon induced with helicase C domain 1 (gene ifih1). The record is from RefSeq and is a predicted model, not a curated record. Gene Ontology annotation, biological process: MDA-5 signaling pathway; antiviral innate immune response. NCBI's taxonomy places the organism in Eukaryota, Metazoa, Chordata, Actinopteri, Clupeiformes, Clupeidae. Gene Ontology annotation, cellular component: cytoplasm. Gene Ontology annotation, molecular function: ATP binding; double-stranded RNA binding; zinc ion binding.